This is a messenger RNA of Boleophthalmus pectinirostris (great blue-spotted mudskipper), 2538 nucleotides long. RefSeq names its product required for meiotic nuclear division 1 homolog (gene rmnd1). Bases 195 to 1460 code for a protein of 421 amino acids. Gene Ontology annotation, biological process: positive regulation of mitochondrial translation. NCBI's taxonomy places the organism in Eukaryota, Metazoa, Chordata, Actinopteri, Gobiiformes, Gobiidae. The transcript is spliced from 12 exons. The record is from RefSeq and is a predicted model, not a curated record.
GCAAACACGCCUGCUCGCUCCACGAGCUGUCAUGAAGCUUGUGCUAUAACAACAAAUGCCUGCACAUUUUCUUUUGCGUUUAUUUCUUUACCAAAGGAAAAAAUAUAAACAACGUUUUAAUGUAAGACGUAUCUGUUUUGUGGCGCCGUGUGCCAAUAUUUUUACAGUUGUUCUGGUCUGAACCUGUCUUCAAAAUGCUCCGGACAUUGUGGAAAAAGUUGGGACCCCUUCACUCUACACAAUCAGCCCCUCUUUGUUUGUUUGCCUCUUCCUGUUCUAACCAUCUUCACAGAUGUGAACCUAAACGUACAACUUUUUCCAACUUACAAACAUUGUCAAGGACUAUUUACUCACACUCAGAUCACCAGCAAGGGCAUGUACAGCACACUUUUCCCUCCACAGCUGUCAGUCACAGUUCUACUAACUUUUUAUUGAUGCAUCAUGGGAUAUUUGCAAACUGCCAUAGUGAACAAAGGCGCUUUUACUCGCCUGAGCUUGUAAAGACUGUUUUGAAAUCUACGAUAAAACCUGCUGUAGUCCCUGCCAAAAGAGUUCCAAAAGGACCAAGGACCAAGCAACCAUCCAGAUCCAACCAGCCUUCACAAACAGAGGACCAGGAUAUGAUGCAGUGUAUAGCAUUUGCAACGGCUGACCAAUACCACUUACCAACACUUUGCCAUGACUUAAUUGGGAAUGGUUUUCAGGAGAUUGAUUUACCAAGAGAUGCCUCCAAUGUCUUGGUUAUAAGCACUGACAUGGCUGCAAAACCCGAUGAUAAUGCACUCAUAUUUUUCUUCAGAGAAGGUUCUGUUGUCUUCUGGAAUGUUGAGGAUAAAACCCUUAAAAGAGUGCUGCGGGUAUUGGAACGUCAUGAGAUUCAGCCUUAUGAAGUGGCAUUAGUGCACUGGGAGAACGAAGAGAUUAACUACACUGUUGGAGAGGGAAAUACUAAAUUGGAGCGUGGCAAUUUUGUUUUAAGUGACCAGAUGGAACAACAAGAAGCUGUUUUAGAGAAAUUUGCCUUUUCAAAUGCCCUAUGCUUGUCAGUAAAGCUAGCCAUUUGGGAGGUGGCUUUGGACAACUUUGUAGAGUCAAUUCAAUCAAUCCCGGAGACAUUGAAGUCUGGCAAAAGAGUAAAGCUGUCCUCUGCAGAAGUUAUGCGAAAGAUAGGAGAACUUUUCACACUCAGACACUGUAUAAACCUGAGGUCUGAUUUGCUCAUGACGCCUGACUUCUACUGGGACAGAGAAAAUUUGGAAAAGCUUUAUGAUAAAACAUGUCAGUUUCUCAGUAUCAAUCGCAGAGUGAAUGUGGUGAAUGAGAAGCUGGAGCACUGCACCCAGUUGACUGAUCUGAUGAGGAGCCACUUGAGUGAGAAGCACAGCUUAAGACUGGAGUGGAUGAUAGUCAUUCUUAUCACCAUCGAGGUGAUGUUUGAACUGGUACGUAUGAUUUUCUAAAAAUCACUCGCCCAAGUGAAGAAUGCUGCAAAGUUGUGGAUGGGAACAACUUUAAAAAUAAAUAUUUGAAAUGUUACUGUUAAUUUUGUCCAGUGUAAGUGCUCAAAUAUUUUUUUUUUUUAUAAAAAAAAUUAUACUCAAGGGGAUUGUAAAACCAGAGAAAAAUAUAAGACAGAAAAAUAAGAUAUUGUUUUUUGCGUGAUUCUAUAAUACACAUGCCCAUAAUCUAUUGAAUAUGUAAAUGCAUUGGUGAAUAUUUUUACAGCUCUUAAUUUUGUGCUUGAAUCAGUUAAUACUAUUUGGAAAUCCGACAUUUACUGUAAUAGGGAACAGAUUACUGUAUCCACUGCUGUAUUGUUUAAAAACUCACAAAUUCAGACCAUGUUACAAUAUAAUGUCAUUUAUUGAAAGAAAAACAUUUCAUCAAUAAACCUUUGUCAUAUGGAGUAAGGCUUGUUCUGUGUAUUUUAGUUUUUCAGAAAAUGCUGUUGAUGAAUUUGACCCAGUAUUGAACUAUACAAAACAAAGCAUAAUAUUUUUUUGUUAAGGCUUUGUAAAUAUUCUGUGGUUACAAUAGAUUCUGCAUAUAUAUAUAUUUUAUUAUAUAUACUGCCGAAUGGUUAAAAAUGUAGAAAAUGUCUUAAGAGCAAAAGGUGCGUUUUAGAAUAUGCAGCAAAGCAGUAAUGUACAUUUAAAUAUACAGUUGUCUACUUCAGUGUAUUUUGAAUAUUAUCCGUGUUUGUAAUUCUGUAUAGACAGGUAUAAUGUUAGAUAUCUACAAAAGUAGUCAUUGCUAGAAUGCAUAAUUAUGUCAAGAAAUACAGAUUUAUACCAAUUAGGCAUUACAUUAUGACCACUGACACAAUGUGAAUGGAACACAGUGAAGUUCAUAUAGUGAUAUUUUGUUGUAUUAAUGAAAGGUAAAAGGCAAAAGAAAAAUGAAAGAGCACAAGAGUUAGAUGAUCUGAAAGAGUUACACGAAUUAUAAUGGUAAAGGUUUGUGGUCACUGGCCAUAAUGUAAGGCAUAUCUGAUGUGAGUAUGUAGUUUCUGUAAAAUAAAAUUUAUUUACCCACAAA